UUCAUGUGCAUUCCAGCCCAUAUCUGUCUAGCGGUGGGUGUGUCGCACACACAAUGUCUGGCAUAUUUUCGAGUAUGCUAGAACUAGGCCUUCUGACUGAGCAUGUCAAGUACAUCAAGCUUAUGUACAAGGUUCGAAUGGCGCUGGCUUUGCGAGUGUUGAAGGAUCAGCUGCCAGAAGGUUCAACAUUUACUGAACCUCGGGGAGGAUAUUUCAUUUGGGUGACACUUCCAGAAGGCAUACACUGCAGCAAAUUCAGGGAUAGGGCACAGGAAAAGUACAGAGUCAGUUUUGCACGUGGAGACAGGUUUUGUUCAGACCAAAGUGCAGCACCUGGUGACAGAUUUGAGAACUGCAUGCGCCUCUGCAUUUCUCACUAUAGUGCAGAUCGGCUGCUUGGUGGUAUAUCUGCGCUCUGUGCUGCCAUCAAGGAAUGUAUCGAUGGACCGAAUGGUAGCGCUGUAGUCUCAUAGAUUUUCGCACUGAAGAAUGUAUUGAACUUGCUUUAAAUCAUCUUUUAAUUGUCACACACCCUGCCCUGAGUGGCCAUGCAAGUAUAAGAUGAUCUAAUCACGAUUAUAGGGGUGACUGUAGCUAUAGACAUUUUUAGAAAUUGUAAGAAUAGGUCUUGAUGUCUUUAGACACUGGUUCGAUAUAUGGUUAGCCACUGGUUAGACAUUUAGUCUAAACUGAAUAAAUUAAGAAAACCAGAAGUAUUUGCAAUUAUGGUGGGAGAUUGCAUCUAGACGUGAUGCGGCCAUGAUGCCAUCAUGCCGAUUACCAAUUUAGUAGUGUCAGUUAGUCACGGAUAUGUCACAGUAAGAACUAACCGUAUAUUUUUCACAUACGUUCACCUAUUUUGCACA
Molecule: messenger RNA, 866 nt
Organism: Priapulus caudatus
Lineage: Eukaryota; Metazoa; Priapulida; Priapulimorpha; Priapulimorphida; Priapulidae
Exons: 4
Coding region: 54-473 (139 amino acids)
Molecular function (GO): L-2-aminoadipate:2-oxoglutarate transaminase activity
Source: RefSeq, a predicted model, not a curated record